AUGUUUUCACCAUUUGUUGACGGUAUGCAUUCACAUCAACAUUUUCCACUUAUGCAAUUACCUGAUCGACAACAAAUGCAAAUACCAACUGGUAAACGUACAGAUGAAAAUCAAUGGUGGGAAUUAUUUGAUGCCAGUACUAAACGUAAUUAUUAUUAUAAUGCAAAAACUCAACGAACUGUUUGGCAACGACCUCCAAGUGCUGAUAUCAUUCCUCUGGCUAAACUACAGAUGAUCAAAGAAAAUACACAACCUAAAGAUGAACAAACGAUAAUUAUUCCACCGACAUCCACUGUUAAUCAUACGGUUCAGCAAUUAAUUAAAACAAAUAAUAUAUCACCUACAGUAAAUAAUAAACGAAAACAAAUAUCUUUACAAGGUCUUAAUAUAAUACCAAAUGAAUUACAAUUUAAACUUUCUACACCAACAUCUCAUUCAACAACACAACGAUCGAUUCGCCGAACAGGAAAUAAUUUCUAUCCACAUGAUAUACUUUCGUCAUCAAUAACAAAUGAUCUUACAUCUUCUAUGAAUUUGAAUAAAACAAAAAAUGAUAAAUCAACAUAUGACAAUCUAACUAAUUCAAUACAUUAUCCAUUAAAUAGAAAAUCUAAUAAGCAUUACGAUAAUUAUUCAAUUAUUUCUAAUCAACAACAAAAUUCCUUAGAUGAAUCAUUACAUUUAACAAAACGUUCACAAAGUAUUCAUUUGAAACCUUCAUUUCCAUUACAAAUAGCAAAACAAGAAACUAAUUAUCAACAAUCACCACAUAUAUUCAGUCGUCACAUUAGUACACCAUCAUUAGAAUUAUUUCAUAAUAAUCAAUUAAAUUCAUUGAAAUUAACGCGUGCAUCAUUUGGACGUAAUAAUAUAAGAAAAAAGCAACCACGUACAAAUCCAAAUUAUGUUAAUAUUGAAGUUAAAACUGAUGAAGGUUCACUACGGAGUAAAUAUAUUCGUCUUGAUGAUAUACCCAAAUGUUCAACAUUAACAUAUUCAUCAUCAUCAAAUAGUUCAUCAGAACAAGAAUCAAUUUUAUGUAAUUCUCAAGCAUAUCUCAAUGAAUCGAAUAUGUAUUUUCCAAGUGAUGAAACAAUAAGUCUCGAUAAACCGAAUAGUAAAGAAAAGAAUAAAUCAAUAAAAAAUAAAAAAUCAUCAUCAAAUUAUGAUGAAAAUAAAACUAAUAAUAAUAAUCAUCAUAAAUUAACAAAUACAACUGAUCCUGUAAUGAAACAAUUUGUUACUUGUAAUGAUGAGUUUUUAUUCCACUCAACAACUGAUCCACUCAGUGCCAAUUUUCAAAAGAUCAAAAUAAUUAAUAAUAGUGAUAAAAAAGCUAAUAAUAACUCGAGUAUUCAAUGUCGAACUAAUUCAGAUACAUCAACAGUUUCAUCAUCUAUUUUACCUAUUUAUUAUGAUACUUAUUCAAACUCAUCAUCAAUGACAUCUCAAUCAAUGAAUCGAUCACAUGAUAUAAGUAGAAUUCAUACAUCAUCACCAAAUUUAACUCGAUCUGUAUCAAAUCAUUUCAAUGGUUUAUGUCAUAAUAAAAAAAAUCUUCAUACAUCUGUACAAAAACAAUGGAUUUCAUCAUCAUUAUCAUCAACUAAAUCUCCAUUAACAAUUAAUGAAAUUGAAUCAGAUAUACUUUUUAAUGAAAUGUUAAAUUUAAAUAUACAUAAACGAAGUUUUUUUAGUAAACGUUUAACACAAGAUAAUUUAUUAUCAUGGUCAAAAGAAACUAUAACAAAACCAUUAUUACGUACAAUUGAUAAAAUACUUAAAAAAGAAGCACCGGAAAUAUUUAAACUUAUACAAAUAUAUAUGGGAGAUAGAAAAUCUAAACAAAUAGGUUCAUUAAAUACAUGUUUAGAUUUAACAACUAAAGGUUGGAGUUUACCGUCUAUACGUGAUGAACUUUAUUUACAAUUAAUUAAACAAACAACUUAUAAUUAUAAUGCUGAAAGUUUACAACGUGGAUGGGAAUUAAUGGCUAUUUGUCUUUCAUUUUUUCCACCAUCGGGCAAAUUUCAAGUGUUAAUUGAACGUUAUAUAUCAUUACAAGCAAAUGGAAAUGUUGAUACACCCGAAGUACCCAUAUCAAUUUAUGCUAAAGUUUGUCAAAAACGCUUAGAAAAAAUUCUUCAAACUGGUCCAAAGAAAGGUUUAAAAAAGCCAACUUUUGAAGAAAUUGAACUUUCAAAGCAUACAAUUCAUUUUCCUUCAAUGUUUGGCACAACCCUUGAAGAAGUAAUGGCAAUGCAACGAACACGAUAUCCCGAACGACGUUUACCAUGGAUUCAAACAAUUUUAUCCGACGAAGUCUUACGAUUAAAUGGUGCACAAAUAGAAGGUAUAUUUCGAGUACCUGGUGAUUUGGAUAGUGUAAAUGCUUUAAAAGUUAAAUGUGAUCAAUGGCAAUUCCCAUCAGUUGAAGAUGCUCAUUUACCCGCUUCGCUAUUAAAAUUUUGGUAUCGUGAACUAGCUGAACCAUUAAUUCCAUCAAUAUUCUAUGAACAAUGUAUAUUAAACUGUGAUAAAGUAGAACCAUGCAUACGUCUUGUUAAUUCAUUACCUGAAAUAAAUCGAAUUGUAUUAACAUAUCUUAUUCGUUUUCUUCAGAUAUUUGCUAAACCUGAAAAUGUUACUAUAACUAAAAUGGAUGUUAAUAAUUUAUCAAUGGUAUUUGCACCAAAUAUACUUCGAUGUGAUUCAGAUGACGCAAAAGUUAUAUUUGAAAAUGCAAGAAAAGAAAUGUUGUUUAUUAAAAUUCUUAUACUUAAUCUAGAUACUGAUUCAAUUGAAGGUGUUAUUUAA
Molecule: messenger RNA, 2817 nt
Organism: Adineta steineri
Lineage: Eukaryota; Metazoa; Rotifera; Eurotatoria; Adinetida; Adinetidae
Source: the annotation of a GenBank genome assembly